Scheffersomyces stipitis CBS 6054 is the source of this 1131-nucleotide messenger RNA. RefSeq lists its product as uncharacterized. NCBI's taxonomy places the organism in Eukaryota, Fungi, Ascomycota, Pichiomycetes, Serinales, Debaryomycetaceae. The record is from RefSeq and is a predicted model, not a curated record. The coding region runs from base 1 to 1131 and encodes 376 amino acids. The transcript has a single exon.
AUGAUUUUUCUAUCUAUACUAUGCUCGCUUCUAACUACAGUCGUACCGUUUGUGUUAACCAUUAAAUGCUUUGAUCCGGUGAUUGCCAGCCAGAUUCCAUACACAUCCUACCAGUUUCUACUCAACUAUUGGAUCUAUUUUGUUAUACUUCAGUUCGUCAACAUCAACUUUGUAACCACCCAUGGGCAAUUCUACUUUGACAUCAUUUCACAGACGCUCAAGCUCUGGUUUUUGUACGGUAGUCUGAACAAUUUGGCUCUAUUCAACCGGUUUAUUGUCACCAGAGUCACUUCUUCCAGAGACUUCAAUGGCCUCUACCAUCUUGAAGCCAACUACAUUAACCCAUUGUUGAGUAAAUACGUAACUUCCCAGAUCCGUACUGAUUCUAGAGGCAAGAGAAUGGGGCAACUACAAUACUAUCUUAUCAGAUUGGGCCAGAAAUAUGCCAAUGACACCAAUGUCGACGAUAUGCUGUUUAUUCUUUUAGAACGUAUACUAUCUCUGGCCCGAAUGCUAGUGGUUUCGCUAUUUGCUCCCCAGAUUCUGCCAAAUAUCAAGACUUCUCCUAGAAGAAAUGAAAUGGUCCAGCACUAUCAACGUCAUAGGUCAUCGAGUGGAGGGUCCAAGAGCCUUGGUACCAGCACCAGAACAGCGCCACUGGUGUACAAUGUCGGGUCAUCUCCACGUAGCAUUUCUGGCGGAGGUCUGUACCAUGAAGCUACAGUACUAGAGCUCAAUAGGCAUGGUGAUGCUAUUGGACAAAACUAUACAAAUGCUCAAUCUAUGCCGUACCCAGUGGGGACGGGAUCCAAUUCGAUUCUCAAUGAUAAUCUUGCAAAUGUUCCAUUGAGCAAGUUCAUGAACAAACCUCGUAGUGUAUCUGAACGAAUCGAUGCAGCGGCUUCCAAGUAUUUUGGCAUCAAGCCUAGGUCCAGUUCUGCGGGAGAAUCGGAUACAGUACAAAGAGGUUUUGGUCCACUGGCUGGUUUUAGAGUGAAUCCCAAUUCAAUCAAUUCCAUCAGGCUGCUGUACCAAAUGGAACAGCAGAGAGAGAACGACAUACCCCCAUUAGUUACGGUGUCCUCACCUUCUUCGGGUAGAACAACUCCUGCAAGACAGCUACUAAACUAA